AUGGGUGUGGGUGUCUUGAGUCCAGGAAAAAUAAAUGCCCAUUGGGCACACCCAUUUGGGUGCAGUCCAACCCAACUGACAGCCCUACCCACUCUAUCCCGCAACAGAGCUAUGGAGCGGGUCCUCGAACUACUUAGAGUUCCAUGUCCGAAUGCUGGUUGCUCCGAGACUUUCGCUUUUGCUGAAACAUCAACACAUGUAAAGCACUGUCCUUUCACCCAACCUACUUGCCCUUUUACCAGCUGUGACUUUACUUGCUCCUUCAAGGAUUUAUAUGAACACUGCGGAUAUGCUAAACACUGCGAGGACUCGUACAUGUUUGAAUGUGGGACGCCUGUGUUUAUCCACCCCGUAAGUGGUAAGCGGGUUAUUCUCAAGGAACAAACCACAGAUGAAGGAGAAGGAGAAGUUGUGGUUGUGGAGUGUUUCGACACACCACAAGGCCGACUAUUCCAUGCUUGCUGUAUUGGACCAGGAACAGCCAAGUUCUCCUACGAUUUGCACAUGUAUUCAUCUUCGGGUGAUAGCUGCUUAUUUCAGUCAAAACUCAAAAGAGUUCGUGAAGUGAGCAAUGAACCACCCUGUAAACAUGUUAUGUUGGUUCAUUCCUCCAUGUGCCCUAACUACAAGUUUUAUAUUUGCAUCAAGCAAGAGACUUAUUAG
Messenger RNA from Brassica oleracea var. oleracea, 663 nucleotides. Its product is annotated as E3 ubiquitin-protein ligase SINA-like 7. Lineage: Eukaryota; Viridiplantae; Streptophyta; Magnoliopsida; Brassicales; Brassicaceae. The coding region runs from base 1 to 663 and encodes 220 amino acids. The transcript has a single exon. The record is from RefSeq and is a predicted model, not a curated record.